This is a messenger RNA of Cucurbitaria berberidis CBS 394.84, 842 nucleotides long. RefSeq lists its product as uncharacterized. Lineage: Eukaryota; Fungi; Ascomycota; Dothideomycetes; Pleosporales; Cucurbitariaceae. Bases 114 to 626 code for a protein of 170 amino acids. The transcript has a single exon. The record is from RefSeq and is a predicted model, not a curated record.
GUACGCUCUCUAGCGAACAGCUUGCGCGCCGUUAACCGUACGACCCCGCUACCAUCAAAUCAAGUGAGUGGCCCGUAAUGUCCUCGCUGUUCUAGCGAAGCGAAUUCGCAGGGAUGGCGAUUCAAUCGUGCAUAUUUUCCGGUGGAGCUUCACCGACUUCUCAAUACCGCUGCUGCACGUACAUGCACCUUCGUGCAGGCUGCUGCAUGCGUUGCAGCCUCACCGGUCAAGCCCAAACUCACCACUUUGAGGUUUCGAACCGAAUACAUAGCGACGAUCGUCGGGCUUGCCCGCUGCCAUCUUUUCCCCUUUGCGCUUCUAGCAGGCUGCCAACGCACUGGCAAUUAAACUACCCGCAGGUUAAGUUCCUGGAGAAGACUACCGGCGCUGCAUUGCUGCCAUCAACCGCUUGUUCGCUCUACCAGGACCCAUCUUUUAUCUCUCCUGACUCCAUCCUCUAUUGCACUUCCCCACAUGCUAAGAUGCUGAAUUCCACUGCCGCGCUGUUCCGAUGCCACAUCACGCUUGCUAGCCAGGUCCAGCUCCCAAAGCACCCGACCCAAGUCGUCCUCGCGGGGCCAUUGCUCGGACAAAAGAGGAUGAUCGCUGCACAAAGUCCAGGAUAGUACAGUUUCGCAUACUGGCAGAAAAAAGAGAUGGCAUUGGUCAAUUGCAAAAUGAACGCGUUUGCGGGCAUGGGCAGUUUGGCGUCGAGCUGCGGCAGGACAGGUGAGGCGCAGCACAGGGCUGAGCGCGAGAAUGGUUCAGCCACCCGUUCGCACGUGAGGUUAUCUAUGCGUUGACGUCGGAGCCGAUGCCCGGAGAUCGGAAGAGCUGAAGAG